AUGGCAGCGCCAAUCAUUCGAAGGGCCUGCAUGUAUGUACCUGCAUCGUCUAAGAAGAUGCUGGAAAAGUCUUUCGCUAUGCAUGCCGACAAUGUAACAUACGACCUCGAAGACAGCGUUGCGCCUCACAUGAAGCCCGCCGCUCGCUCCAACCUUCGCGACAUCCUUAGCAAACAGCGACCUGCUGGUAUAAAAGAAAUGUGUGUGAGGAUAAACAGCGUCGACACUGGUCUCGCCCUGGACGACCUGACAGAGGUGCUCAAGGGCGAGUAUCUGGAUGCCAUUAUGCUUCCCAAGUGUGAAAGCGCUGCAGACCUGCACUUCGUGACGGAUGUGAUAAGGCAUCUAAGUCCAGCACGGCAUCCAAGCACAGGACAAAAGGGACAAAGGGAUUCAGUGCGCAUAAUAGCAUUGAUAGAGAGCGCAAAGGCUGUGCAGAACCUGAGCUCGAUAUGCGCAGCGUCACCCUACCUCUCGGGUCUUGUCUUUGCAGCAGAGGACUUUGCAAAGGACAUGAGUCUCACACGAACUCCGUCUCUCACAGAGUUCCUGUAUGCGCGCAGUGCGAUUGCGACAGCAGCACGUGCAGCCGAACUUCCGAGCACGAUUGAUCUGGUAUGCACGAGCUACAAGGGUGAAGAAGGACUGAAGACACUUGAGGAGGAGUGUCUGAAUGGAAAGGGCAUGGGCUUCAAUGGCAAGCAAUGCAUACAUCCAAGUCAGGUUGCUGUAUGCCACAAGGCAUUUAGCCCAGGAGAAAAAGAGCUCGAGUGGGCUGCGAGGAUAGUCAUCGCAGAUGAGAAAGCCAGUCAAGCGGGGCGAGGAGCAUGGACACUGGAUGGUAAGAUGAUCGAUGCGCCUGUCGUUAAGAAGGCGCAUGCGGUGCUGAGACAUGCUGAGGUGUGCGAAAUGGAUGUUGAUGCAGUAAAAAACCGUUGGAAAGACCAAGAACCUGAGUAA
Messenger RNA from Bipolaris zeicola 26-R-13, 960 nucleotides. RefSeq lists its product as uncharacterized. Bases 1 to 960 code for a protein of 319 amino acids. Gene Ontology annotation, biological process: oxaloacetate metabolic process. NCBI's taxonomy places the organism in Eukaryota, Fungi, Ascomycota, Dothideomycetes, Pleosporales, Pleosporaceae. The transcript has 2 exons. The record is from RefSeq and is a predicted model, not a curated record. Gene Ontology annotation, molecular function: catalytic activity; magnesium ion binding.